Messenger RNA from Archocentrus centrarchus (flier cichlid), 1324 nucleotides. It is a transcript of the gene timm17a, whose product is annotated as translocase of inner mitochondrial membrane 17 homolog A (yeast). Gene Ontology annotation, biological process: protein import into mitochondrial matrix. Gene Ontology annotation, cellular component: TIM23 mitochondrial import inner membrane translocase complex. The coding region runs from base 32 to 538 and encodes 168 amino acids. Lineage: Eukaryota; Metazoa; Chordata; Actinopteri; Cichliformes; Cichlidae. The record is from RefSeq and is a predicted model, not a curated record. Gene Ontology annotation, molecular function: transmembrane protein transporter activity. The transcript has 6 exons.
CGUUACGUCAGGCGGAACAGCGAAGAACAAAAUGGAGGAGUAUGCUAGAGAGCCAUGCCCCUGGAGGAUCGUGGAUGACUGUGGGGGAGCUUUCACCAUGGGGGCUAUUGGAGGAGGGAUUUUUCAGGCAGUGAAAGGCUUCAGAAAUGCACCCUCGGGGAUGAGCCACAGAAUGAGGGGUAGCUUAACUGCUAUCAAGACCAGAGCCCCACAGCUCGGGGGUAGCUUUGCAGUAUGGGGAGGCCUCUUCUCCAUGAUUGACUGCGGUUUAGUAAAAGUGCGAGGGAAGGAGGAUCCAUGGAACUCAAUAACAAGUGGGGCCAUGACAGGAGCUAUUCUUGCCGCAAGAAAUGGACCAGUAGCGAUGGUUGGCUCUGCAGCUAUGGGAGGUAUCCUGCUGGCAUUGAUAGAAGGUGCUGGAAUCCUGCUUACACGGUUUGCCUCUUCACAGUUUCCAACUGGACCCCAGUUUUCAGAGGAACCUGCCCCUGCCCCCAUGCCCACCUCUCCCUUUGGAGACUACAGACAAUAUCAGUGAGAGGAGCCGCCACCUCUUUAUCUACUAGGCCUUUUUUUGAAUUCCUUGCUGAAGUUAAAAAGAAGUAAUGGCAGUGCAGAGUACCACACAUCAAACAGUAGAAACUGCACACAACUUCACAGACUGUUGGAGGAGUGAAGGACAAAACAUGUCACUAUUUUCCUUCUUUCAGGAGCCAUGUACUGAUUUGCCUUUUGUCAUUGUCAGGGUUGUCAUGUGCAUCUGUUUCACUUAAAAUACAGACAGCUGGUGAGAGUUGUUGUGAGGAUGAGAUGUGCUUUUCUAUUUUGUUUACAUACAGUAGAGACUGCAUGUAUCCUGAUAGAGAAGCUCAGAUAGUGUUGAAUCUAUAAAAAAAAAAAAUUGUCAUACGUGGAACAGAAGUAAUUUUGUGUACAUACAGUAAAGUUUUCAGUUAUUUUAAUCUUUAUUUGCCUUUUUUUUUUUUUGUCAUGCUUGUGUUGGCCAGCAACACUUGGUCGGCCUUUUCUUUUUUUUCAGAGUUAUGAAGGCAAAUAUCUAUCACAGACACAAAUGCCAUUCCUGGAAGAUUAGUUUGUUUUACAGUGAUUUAUUUAUUUUUGAUAGUAAGGAGUUGUCAGAUUGUUCUAUUUUAUGUGACAGUCGUUUUACAUUGAGCACAGGUGAGGAAAAACCUGCUAAUGACAAAUUAAGGCAGAGACAUUUAAUAUUAAUGGAGACCUUAAGCAAGGGAUUGAUGUAUUCUGUAUUAAAUCUGUAUGACAGAUUAUACUCUGGUACAUUAAAGAAAUAAGUUGUAAAUUG